AUGGGGCUCUCGCCCUCUCCGCAGUCCCCGUUUGGCAGCGGCGGGAGAGCAGGGGUGGGGGUCGUCGGCGGACGAGGGCCCCCUCACUCGACCGGCGGCGGCGGCGGGGAGAUGGAGCCUCUGCACGGGACGCACACGUCGGUUAGCGUGUCGGUGGCUAGCGCGGCAUUAGCUUCAGCAGCAGCCACGGCGACGGCGGCGGCGUACCCGUUUAAUAAUGAAGAUGGCUCCGCCCCGCCGGCUUUGUCCCUCCGUCCGUCAGCGCGACUCCACCACGCCAGCAGCCUGAAGAGACGCUGCCUGCCGCUGGCCUCCCAGUCCGCCACAGCCGCCGCCGCUAGCGCCAGUGCUAGCGCCGCCGCCACCGAGGGGAUCGAUAUCACCGCCAUCAUCUGCUCCUCGUCGCAGAUGUCCGUGGUGGCCUGCGUCAACGGCCUGCGCACCGCCACCGCCGCCAACCCCUCGCCCCCCUGCUCCUCCGUCGCGUCCUCCUCCUCCUCCUCCUCCUCCACCUGCGCCUCCUCCUCCUCGGUGACGGGCUUCCGCUCGGCCCACCUGCCCCAGUCCCUGCCCCUGGCGUCCAGCCCCCGGCCCCUGCAGGAGACCUGCCAGCUGCCCUCGCCCGCCACCUGCCUGCUGGCUCUCUCCUCCUCCGCCGCCUCCUCCUCCUCCUCCUCCUCCACCUCCUCGUCCGUGCCGGAGCCCAUGCAGCAGGGCGGUGGUGGAGGUGGCGGUGGGGUGGAGGCCCUGGGGCUGCUGAUGGGGGUGGGUGCCGGGGCUCUGAUGGGUGGAGGAAGCCUCCAGCAGCAGCAGCAGCAGCAGCAGGGUGGAGAGGCCGGCUCUCUGCUCGAGCACCAGCUGUCGUCCCGCAACCACCAGCAGACCCCCCGGCACUCCCACCCCCACCACCACCACCACCACCACCACCACUCCCACGCGGCCCCCGCGCGCCCGGCCAUGCCCCCUCCCUACCACCUGCACCAGUACGUGGGAGCCAGUCCAGGGGCGCUGCUGCACCUCCAGGGCCAGUCGGCGGUGAGCUCAGCCCUGGGGCCCACGCCCAAAGCCCUGGGCUUGGUGGGCCAGCACGGCGGAGUAGGCUCGGUCAACUCCGCCACCCCGGCCCCCGGCGGCGGGGGGGAGAGGGAGGACGCCGGCUCGGCGGGCUCGGCGUUCGGGGACAAGCAGCUGUGCCGCUGGAUCGACUGCAGCGCCGCCUACGAGCAGCAGGAGGAGCUGGUGAGGCACAUCGAGAAGGUGCACAUCGACCAGCGCAAGGGCGAGGACUUCACCUGCUUCUGGGCCGGCUGCAUCCGCCGCUACAAGCCCUUCAACGCCCGCUACAAGCUCCUCAUCCACAUGAGGGUCCACUCGGGAGAGAAGCCCAACAAGUGCAUGUUCGAAGGCUGCAACAAGGCCUUCUCCCGCCUGGAGAAUCUGAAGAUCCACUUGCGAAGUCACACUGGGGAAAAGCCCUACCUGUGCCAGCACCCCGGCUGCCAGAAAGCUUUCAGCAACUCCAGCGACCGCGCCAAGCAUCAGCGCACACACCUGGACACUAAACCGUACGCCUGUCAGAUCCCAGGGUGCACUAAACGCUACACGGACCCCAGCUCCCUGCGCAAGCACGUCAAGAUCCACUCGGCGAAAGAACAACAGGUGCGUAGGAAGCUGAGGCCAUGUCCGCACCUGGACACGGACGCCCUAACCGACUGCCUGUCCGUCCAGCACCUGCAUCAUGGCUCCGCCCCCUCACAACACCUCCUCUGCCCGACUCCCGGCCAGCAGCAGUCCUCUCUCAACGGCAAAGAUGGCCGCUCCCCAGGCCUGGGACAGGACAUCUUCACAGGCUUGUUCGCUGGCUCCAGCACCCCCCAUCACGGAGCCACGGUGGAGAUGCUGUCCCCCGGCCCCGACCUGCCCCCGCGACAGCCCCGCCUGGACCGCGACAUCGGCGGCAGCCCCCACCACCUCUCCCCUCUGUCCACCAUGGAGAGCGCCAGGGAGGGCAUGCCAGGCCCUCUGCUGUCUCCAGGCCUGAGCUCCAUGAAGAGUACCGCCUCGCCGCCUCCGUCUCUGGAGAAGCCUCAGAACUGCGUAGGCAGCCAGCAGCAUCUCCACACACACCACAAGCCAUACACCAACUUCCACAACCUGCCCUUCAGUGAAGAUUACAGAGGCAACUUUCAGAGCUGCUUCCAUUUCGGAGACAAUUACAGAAUGGACCAAUCAAUCAGCGGCGUUCACCUGGCAGGGGAUUCUCAUGGCUUCAACUCACACCAGCACAACGGGUUUCACAUGACCGGCUCGGCCAACUCCUCCUCCGCAGGGUUCAGCCUGGUGCCGGAUAUCCAGGGCUCAGGUUGCCAGUUUUCUCCAGGCCCAGAGGAGAGCGUCUUCUUUCAGGUGGGCAGCUUUGAUCGCAGCCUUGGCCAGAUGUCUUCGGUGUACACAGAGACGUGAAUGUUCAACAACAACAAGAUCAACAUAAAAAAAAAAGAAACGAAAGGCUGGACUCACCAACAACAACAACAACACCACCAGCCAGCCACCUGCUCAAGCAGCAGAAACCUUCCCCCCCCACUCUCCCUUUUCAAAGUUCUCACUCAGUCUGUGUACAAGGUUUACAUCAAACACCCAAAGACUCACUUCCUAAAAGAGAGGUAUUUCAAUGAACUCGUCUUUUCAUGGUAGCAAAGCAAAGGGACUGCCGAAUGUCAUGGACAGGCCACGGACUGCAGUUGUCAGUUGGGCAAGCAUACUUCAAAUCGCUUACAUUUUAUACCUCUACUCUACUGUCUCCACACAGCUUCCAUCAGUCCCAGCUACCACCGUAUGUGCUUGAGGAAUUGCUGCAUCCAAACCCUAUGGAAUACCUAUGUUGUAGCAUAAACUCAGAAAUACAUCUCCAGCCACCUGUUUUGUAAUUAUUUACAUGUGAAUCUGGCCCUCCCAUUUCAGCAUUGUUAUUUUUUUCUUUUCUUUCCCCCCCUCCUUCCCAUCCUCUAUUGGCUGAAGUGUAGAGAGAAAUAUUUAGUUUUGCAGUGUUUGUCCGUGGAAUCACGCUUGCGAUGUUUUUGUUUUGUUUUUAUAUCAGAGGGAUCAGGGCGAAUGGGUGACUUGCAACUUGCUUUGAACAGGAAAUUUGUUGCAAUACUGUCCUCUAGUUAUGUUCUAAGUCUAACAUUCUUAGCAUCUGAGCAAUCCAUAUCGUCUUUGGCUCUUGCUCAGUUGACUUUGGCAGGGCUCACCGUAUGAAGGGCUCUGGUAUUUCUACCAGUUUUCACUUUCAAAGCGCAAUUGUAGCAUCUCAUUGAGCAUCACUGGGGGUAUUCAAAUGUUUUUUUUUUUUUAAAGUUUCAGACUUAAAGUGAAGAGGACAGUGUUGUGCAACUCUCGAUCAACUCUA
Molecule: messenger RNA, 3409 nt
Organism: Sardina pilchardus (European sardine)
Lineage: Eukaryota; Metazoa; Chordata; Actinopteri; Clupeiformes; Clupeidae
Gene: glis1b
Product: zinc finger protein GLIS1
Exons: 10
Coding region: 1-2463 (820 amino acids)
Biological process (GO): regulation of transcription by RNA polymerase II
Cellular component (GO): nucleus
Molecular function (GO): RNA polymerase II cis-regulatory region sequence-specific DNA binding; DNA-binding transcription factor activity, RNA polymerase II-specific
Source: RefSeq, a predicted model, not a curated record